AUGGCGCUCCAACCAAAACAACAAGAACUUCAGCUCGAUAGCACACAAGAAGCCGUAUUUCUAAGCUUUUACAAGCGAUUGCCCGAGAAACCUAGUACAACAAUCCGGUUCUUUGACAGAACAGAUUACUACAGUGCUCAUGGGGAAGAUGCCAACUACACUGCUAAGGAGGUCUUCAAGAACAACAAUGUCAUCAAGUAUAUUGGCACAGGUGCCUCUAAGCUUGAAACAGUUACCCUGAGUAAGCAGAACUUUGAGGCAACAGUGAAAGAUCUCCUCUUAGUUCAGCAGUACAGAGUUGAGGUAUAUGGCAGCAAGGGAACAGGGAAAACAACAGAAUGGACUCUGGCAUAUAAGGGUUCACCAGGAAACCUGACUCAGUUUGAAGAUGUUUUGUUUGGAUCUAAUGACAUGUCAGCCUCUGUAGGAGUUAUGGCAAUAAAGUUGGCAAUGGAGGAUUCUCAUAGGGUUGUUGGAGUGGGCUAUGCUGAUGCUACUUUAAGAAAGAUGUUUGUUUGUGAAUUCCCUGACAAUGAUCAAUUCUCCAAUUUAGAGGGCUUGAUAGUACAGCUAGGUCCCAAGGAGUGCUUGGUCCCUACAGGAGAAGCUACACCAGAGAUGGUGAAACUGAACCAUGUUUUAAACAGAAGUGGAGUACUGGUCACAGAGAGAAAGAAAAGUGAGUUUACGAAUAAAGACAAUGUGCAAGAUUUAAACCGACUCAUAAAGUUCCGCAAGGAUGAACAACCGAAUAGUGCAGCACUGCCUCAAAUGGAUAAAAAUGUUGCCAUGGCAACCAUAGCUGCAUUGAUCAAAUAUCUAGAACUGCUUAGCGAUGAAGGAAACUUCAAUCAGUACACACUGGCAACAUUUGAUUUAGGACAGUAUUUGAAACUGGAUCCAGCUGCUGUGAGAGCAUUGAAUCUAUUACCAGAUCAAAGUGAAGGAGUUCUGAACAGGAACCAAAGUGUUCUUGAUUUGCUGAACAAAUGUCGUACAGCACAGGGCCAGAGAUUGCUAGCUCAGUGGGUGAAACAACCCCUAAUGGACCUCAAUAGAAUAGAAGAAAGAUUGAAUAUCGUAGAAACUUUCAUAGAAGAUACUGAAUUAAGGCAAACCCUACUUGAAGACCAGCUCCGAAGAAUUCCAGACUUUCAAAGACUGGCGAAAAAAUUUCAGAGAAAGAAAGCUAACUUACAGGACUGCUUCAGGGUCUACCAGGCCAUAGGGAAAAUGCCAGUUCUUCUGGAGCAACUGGAACAACACACUGGACCACAUCAACCUUUGCUAAUGGAGAUCUUCACCAAUCCUGCUAAGGAACUUUUGAUGGACUUUCAGAAGUUUCAGGACAUGGUUGAAAGUACAUUGGAUAUGACGCAAGUUGAAAAACAUGAAUUUCUCAUCAGACCGGACUUUGAUGAAAACUUAACAGAACUUCGAGAGAAGAUAGAUGAGACAGAAAGUGGAAUCAAAGCUCAACUGAACAAGGCAGCCAGGGACUUGGGGUUAGAGCCACACAAAGUUCUCAAACUAGAAUGUAAUAGUAUGCUGGGCUACUUCUUCAGAGUGACCAGAAAGGAAGAGAAAGCAUUGAGGAGCAGUAAUGCAUACACAACAAUAGACACAAACAAAAAUGGUGUGCGUUUCCAUAGUGCAUCGCUACGGAAACUGAAUGAAGAGUACCUGUCUCUAAAGGAGUCUUAUGAGGAAACACAGAAAAGCGUUGUAACAGAAAUCAUCAAUAUAUCGGCUGGUUAUGUCGAACCAAUGCUCCUCCUAAAUGAUGUCAUAUCGCAACUGGAUGUUUUAGUCAGUCUGGCCCAUGUCUCGGCAAAUGCACCCAUUCCAUACAUAAGGCCUAAACUGCUCAAAAAAGGGUCUGGUAUCCUAAAGCUGGAAGAGGCUCGCCAUCCAUGUCUGGAAAUGCAAGAUGAUGUUGCUUAUAUACCAAAUGAUAUUGAAUUCAGCAAAGAUGGACACCUGUUUCACAUAAUCACAGGGCCUAACAUGGGUGGAAAGUCAACAUACAUAAGAUCAGCAGGUGUCAUUGUCCUCAUGGCUCAGAUUGGUUGCUUUGUCCCCUGCUCUUCUGCGGAGAUCUCCAUUGUUGAUUGCAUCCUGGCUCGUGUUGGCGCUGGUGACAGCACGGUAAAAGGAGUGUCCACAUUCAUGGCUGAGAUGUUGGAGACUGCAUCCAUCUUGAGGUGUGCUACUGAGGAGUCUCUAGUAAUUAUAGAUGAGCUGGGUAGAGGUACUUCUACAUAUGAUGGCUUUGGUUUGGCAUGGGCAAUUUCUGAAUAUAUUGCCACAAAGAUGAAAUGUUUCUGCCUGUUUGCCACACAUUUCCAUGAGUUGACAGCAUUGGCUGGUGAAGUCCCAACUGUCAACAAUUUACAUGUGACAGCACUAACAACCAAUGAUACAUUGACUCUAUUAUAUAAAGUAAAGCCAGGGGUUUGUGACCAAAGCUUUGGAAUACAUGUAGCUGAGCUUGCACAUUUUCCCAGUCAUGUCAUACAGUUUGCUAAGAACAAGGCUAGUGAGCUGGAGGACUACCAGAACAGCAACCUCUCAGGGACAGGGCUUGAGGGGGAGGGGGAGCCUGCUGUUAAGAAACGAAGAACUGAAAAACAGGAGGGGGAGAAAUUGAUCCAGGAAUUUUUGACGAAUGUGAAGAAGCUUAAUCUUGAUAACAUGACGGAGGAUGAAAUACUAAAGCAGAUUGCCAAACUGAAGGAAGAAGUGAAAUCUAAAAAUAAUUCCUUCGUUGAGGAUGUCCUCUUGAGAGGAACCUAG
Messenger RNA from Owenia fusiformis, 2796 nucleotides. The record is from the annotation of a GenBank genome assembly. NCBI's taxonomy places the organism in Eukaryota, Metazoa, Annelida, Polychaeta, Sabellida, Oweniidae.